Molecule: messenger RNA, 1560 nt
Organism: Cercospora beticola
Lineage: Eukaryota; Fungi; Ascomycota; Dothideomycetes; Mycosphaerellales; Mycosphaerellaceae
Source: RefSeq, a predicted model, not a curated record
AUGGGGACCACCGACCACCCAGUACUGCACACCUUCGUGCCCACCGCGCUCGCCUUCCCUUCGAGCCAGGAGAAAGGCAAAUUCUACCAGAUCGGCGACCCUUAUUUCAAGAAAGAUCGAACUUUCACCAUCUGCCCGCUCCUGGACUCCGCCGGAAACAACCCCUCUCUCGAGAUCUCGGUUCUCACCAAGGGGUCCGGAAAGACGAUUGCGGUGGAAGGCUCCGUCAGACUGAGGGACUGCGCGGAAGUAAAGGUCAUUACUGGCAGCCUGUCCCAGGGCAAACCGACCAUAGCGACAUCCGAAUUCUGGGCAGGAAAGGCAACAUUGCCUCAUGAGACGGCUGAGAAAGGAAAGUUCUACGACUAUGUCUCGAUUUCGCUCAAAGGAGUGCCGGCAAUGGAUCUCAAGGCACAAGUCAUCGGAGAAGAGGUAUCGCAGGACUCCAUCGCUCUCAUGUUGGAGAACCCGCGUCGGAUAGUGCAGCAGCUGUCCUCCCAAGCCAACGACCUCGAGAUGAUCACGACUUGGUCCGACGGAGAAGUCUACGAUCGGCUUCAAGCAUUCGUAAACGCAUGCGGACGAAUUCCGAGCCGGCUUCCUAGCCAAAAGAUCGCGUCCUCUCCUCCACGCGGCUCAGGGCCCUUUUCUCGAGGACAGGCUGGCCGUGGACGUGGAGGCCAUAUGUCUGACACUUCACGGAAGAGACCUGUUGCUCAGUUUGGAGAACGCUCAACAGAUGACCACUCAAAAGUCGAGUUCUCCAUCAGCUACAGCACCAACGGCACAGCGAAACAGUGCUUCCUUUUCGACCGCGAGAAGCUAUCGAAAAGCUCAAAACACUACAGAAGUGUCCUAUUCAAUGCAGAGAAGGACACUAGUGCGUCCAAGCAGAUCGCCGUGUCCAACGUCGACCCCUGGAUCUUCUCAACAUUCCACUCGUAUGUUGAGAAAGAUCUAGUAGAGCUUGGCGUCUGGAAACACGAGAUCCCCGGCCAGACUAUACCAUCGCGGACUGAUGCGUCACACUGGUCCUGGUCUCUUCUUGUCGACUGCUACAUAUUUGCCGAGAGCUGUAGCGCACCAGGCUACCGUCAACGCAUCCUCGAGCUUAUGCAAACGAAGUUCUACCAGAAGCAUCCAGUCAUCGCUAAGUUCCCGCCAACUCUUGUGCUGGCCAAGGUAUAUAGCAAGACGCAGCAAGAUUCUCCGAUUCGCCGCCUACUGGUGUACAUGAGACUCGACAUGCCUGCAUUGGCUACAAGGGAGAAGACUGUGGAGUUCAACGCGAGCUGCCCAAAUCACUUCCUCGCAGAGAUCACGAUGAUACUGGAGCGACGCGCUGCUGCAGCCAACUGCGGUGCAUGCUUCGUAGAUAUGAAAUCCUCGGGGCAGAAGACCUGCACGUCCACCUCCCACUCCCUGCAGGACUGGAAGGACAAUGCCUUCAACGACUGGUGUCUGUGCCAUGAGCACGAGAACGACAAGGAUAAGGAAGCUUGCCAGAAGCGUAGGGAGGCAAACGAAUGGCGAUUCGCUGAUAGUAUUAUCUGCGAUUGA